Molecule: messenger RNA, 1432 nt
Organism: Psammomys obesus (fat sand rat)
Lineage: Eukaryota; Metazoa; Chordata; Mammalia; Rodentia; Muridae
Product: serpin B9-like
Exons: 6
Coding region: 16-1086 (356 amino acids)
Biological process (GO): negative regulation of endopeptidase activity
Cellular component (GO): cytoplasm
Molecular function (GO): serine-type endopeptidase inhibitor activity
Source: RefSeq, a predicted model, not a curated record
AUCCGUCUUUUAAAGAUGCUAUGUGAAAAAAACCCUUCGAAAAAUGUAUGUUAUUCUCCCAUGAACAUCUCCUCUACUUUAGCUAUGCUCCUCUUGGGGGCGAAGGGAAACACCGAGAUCCAGAUAUUGCAGGUGAUUGAUGUAUGUGCAGAGUCGGGAGUUCAUCGAAAACUCCAGUGGCUUCUCAGUAUCCUGAACAAGCCCACCGGAAAAUACUACCUUAGAAUGGCCAGCAGGCUCUUUGCCGAGAACACUUGUGAAUUCCUCCCAACCUUUAAGGAGUCCUGUCUUCAGUUCUAUAAAUCGGAGAUGGAGCAGCUCUCCUUUGCCAAAGAUGCAGAGGAAUCCAGGAAACACAUAAACACGUGGGUCUCCAAGCAGACCAAAGGCAAAAUUCCGGAGCUAUUAUCAGAUGACUCAGUUGAUUCACAGACCCGGCUGGUUCUUGUCAAUGCCACAUAUUUCAAAGGAAGGUGGCAUCGCAAGUUUGACAUAAAAUCCACCAGGGAAAUGCUCUUUAAAAUAAAUGAGAAGGAGAAAAGGCCUGUGCAGAUGAUGUGUCAGGAGCACACGUUUAAGCUCGCCUACGUGAGUGAGGUGCAGGCACAAGUGUUGCUGUUACCCUAUAAGGGCAAGGACCUGAACAUGUUGGUCCUGCUCCCGGAUGACGGUGUGGACCUCAGCCAGGUGGAAAACAAUCUCACUUUUAUGAAGUUAAAGGCCUGGACCAGACCAGACUUUAUGAAGAGCACUAAAGUUUCAGUUUUCCUUCCAAAAUUUAAACUGCAAGAGGAUUAUGACGUGGAGUCCGUGUUUCAGCAUUUGGGAAUAAUGAAUGUUUUCCAAGAGGGCAAGGUUGACUUAUCAGGAAUGUCUCCAGUGAAAGACCUGUGUGUGUCCAAGAUUGUUCACCAGAGUGUGGUGGAGGUCAAUGAAGAAGGAACAGAGGCUGCAGCAACCUUGAACACAGUAAAUGAAAAAUUGUGCAACACGGCUGUUUUCUGCGCUGACCGCCCCUUCCUUUUCUUUAUCAGGCACAACAAAACCAACACCAUCCUCUUCUGUGGCAGGUUCUCAUCUCCAUAAAGGCACAUUUACUAUGUGUGUGGGGUGAGGACAGUUCUCCCUUCCGCAUCUUUUUAACUCCUACAGCUCUCUGAGGAUGGGCAAACAGGGGGAAGCCAUGUUCCUCCCUUCAGCCUGAUCUUAUGAUGCCCGCAUUCAGCUCUCCCUAUCCCGACCUUCAUCUGUGUCCUUUGCCAGGUCACAGGACCACAGAGUGGUAUGGUUUCCUGUUGCGUUUAGGAGGGAAACAAAUCCCACAAGACAACCUACAAUGUACUGUAAGGUAACCCUACAUAAACCCCUCCCUCGCUGCACAGAAAAGCCAUGGGAGCUAUAUACACUGUCCUUUCCUGGCAGCUCAGCUCUU